Messenger RNA from Papilio xuthus (Asian swallowtail), 2279 nucleotides. It is a transcript of the gene dib, whose product is annotated as Cytochrome P450 302a1, mitochondrial. The coding region runs from base 702 to 2246 and encodes 514 amino acids. NCBI's taxonomy places the organism in Eukaryota, Metazoa, Arthropoda, Insecta, Lepidoptera, Papilionidae. The transcript is spliced from 8 exons. The record is from RefSeq and is a predicted model, not a curated record. Gene Ontology annotation, molecular function: monooxygenase activity; heme binding; oxidoreductase activity, acting on paired donors, with incorporation or reduction of molecular oxygen.
CAGCCCAUACCCAAUCUUUAACUUUAAUGUAUUAACCUUUAAAUGAUUUUCUUCCACAUACUCUAUCAUAAGUACAACUGUUAGUUUAUACUAUGCGCAAAUAUUUUGGAUCAUUUUGCAUUGUUAAUUUGCAUCAUUUACAGCAACAAAGACUAACCUAUAGUUUAAAUUUGAUUGUAGUAUAAUGUUCAUUCAACAAUUACAAUUUAAAGCUUGACUACUUUUUGACUCAAUCAGAAAUUAUAUGAGCUAAUCUUCAACAUUUGACAAUCGCACGCGACUUUGUCAGAGCAGAAAAAGGAAAAAAAGUAGCCCGUAAGACAGUCGGACAAAAAUGAUAAAAAUUUGUUUUACCUUAUAAAUGUUUUUUUUUUCGACAUUACAUACUCUACAUUUUAUUAUAUGCAAAACUUUUGACCGACAAUCUUUAUCAAAACGUUUUAAAACACGAAAUGUAAUAGCAAAGUAUUUUUACCGCGUAAACAAUAUGAAAUCGAUGCUAGCUGGCAUUAUAAAUCAACCUUGUUCGUAUGGCGUUGUAAAGUACAUUUAUAUUCAAGUUACCUGGACCCGAUCUGUUUUUUUUUUCCUUACGUUAUGUGCAUCUUAUUACGGUCCGGCGAUAUUCUGUAAUCAGAUGCUCAGUGAUAGUCCGUUUUUCGUGCGAUACGUAUAAGAUCGUAGUUCGAACAAUUUAAACCAUGUUUAAUAUGAAGAAAAGUUAUAAGACAGUAUUUAUAAAACAAUAUAGGAACAGGUGUAGUAUGAUAUGGGGAUAUGGAUUAAGAUAUUUGAAUAAGCAAAGCUCAAACUGUGAUAAGUUAAUGAAUUUUAACGAUAUUCCCGGCCCCAAGAGCUACCCGAUUCUCGGAACGUUACACAAAUAUUGGCCGAUUGUAGGAGAAUAUAAUGCAGAGGCACUUGAUAAGAAUGCCUGGUUAAAUUGGCGUCGCUACGGAGGUCUGGUGAAGGAAGUCCCCGGUGUGAACUUACUCCAUGUUUACGAACCGGAAGUGAUCGAAGCGGUAUUCCGACAGGACGAUCGUCAUCCAUCGAGGCGGAGUCAUGUUGCAAUGCUACAUUAUCGGCUGAGCAAACCAAAUAUUUACAAUACUGGCGGUUUGCUUUCAACGAAUGGUCCCGAUUGGUGGCGCCUCCGUAGCACUUUCCAAAAGAAUUUUACAGGUCCACAAAAUGCUAAGCAAUACGUCGAGAGUGCGGAUAAGGUUGCUUGUGAAUUUGUUGAUUGGAUAAAGAAAAGCGAGUUGUCACACAAAGAAGAUUUUCUUAAAUAUCUUAAUAGAUUGAAUCUCGAAGUGAUUGGGGUAGUGGCUAUGAAUGAAAGAUUUAAUAGUUUCUCAAUGGAGGAACAAAUGCCCCAUUCCCGCAGCAGUCGAGUCAUCGCAGCUGCUUUUGGCUCCAAUAGUGGGAUUAUGAAACUGGACAAAGGAAUUCUUUGGAGGUUUUUUAAAACACCCUUGUAUAAAAGACUUGCUGAAUCUCAAGAAUAUUUAGAAAAGAUAUCAAUAGAAAUUUUACUAAACAAAAUAAACUUUUUUGAAAAAGGAAAGAAGGGCGCUAGCAAAUCAUUAUUAGAUUCAUUUCUGGAGCAACCCAAUCUAGAUAUAAAGGAUAUUACGGGCAUGAUGGUCGACAUACUUAUGGCAGCCAUUGAUACGACGGCUUACGCUACGAGCUUCGCACUGUAUCAUCUUGCCCGCAAUCCAGAAUGUCAGAGGAAAUUGUAUGAUGAAGCUUCAAAAUUACUGUCACCAAACGACCCUCUUACAUCUAACGUACUCUCAAAAGCUGUAUACUUACGGAGCUGCGUUAAAGAGAGUCUGCGACUCAAUCCUGUUUCGGUCGGCGUUGGACGCUUGUUGCAAAAAGAUAUUGUACUAAAAGGAUAUUUGAUUCCUCAAGGGACAGUGAUAGUGACACAGAAUAUGGUAGCGUCGCGUUUGCCGCAAUACGUGAAAGAGCCAUUGGUCUUCAAGCCGGAGCGUUGGAUCCGCGGCUCGUCUCAAUACGAGAACAUACAUCCAUUUCUCAGCCUGCCAUUCGGAUUUGGUCCACGAUCCUGCAUUGCUAGGAGAAUAGCUGAACAAAAUAUAUACAUUAUUCUGAUUCGAUUAGUGCAAGAAUUCGAAAUAAAAUGGAUGGGCGGAGAUCUAGGCAUAAGAACGUUGCUUAUCAAUAAGCCAGAUAAGCCUAUAUCGUUAUCUUUUACACCGCGGCGUAAAUAAAUAUUUUAAUCAAAAUUUUUGUGAAAAUUCAAA